Messenger RNA from Lactuca sativa (garden lettuce), 2295 nucleotides. RefSeq names its product protein trichome birefringence-like 1. Gene Ontology annotation, cellular component: Golgi apparatus. Lineage: Eukaryota; Viridiplantae; Streptophyta; Magnoliopsida; Asterales; Asteraceae. Gene Ontology annotation, molecular function: O-acetyltransferase activity. The record is from RefSeq and is a predicted model, not a curated record.
UUAAAAAAAUUAAAAUAAAAGCUCCUCACUUUCCUAAAAGAAAUAAACGUCUUCUCCAUCUUCUUCUACUCUUCUCUCUCUGGAAAAAGAGUCCAAAAGGUACUGGAUCCUCUCUGUAUCUCUAUCUCAUCCUCUCUCACACACUUCACAAAGUGAAAAUCACCGUCUUCUGUAUCUGGGUGUCGUAACAUUCUUCGUUUUCAUGGCGGAUUCAACUAAAUACAUGCCCAUCAAUGAAAGAACUCUGGUUUCAGAUUUGAAGUUGAAGAACGUCUUUUCAUUUCGAACCAAGAAAACAAGAGCUUUUGCUUACGUAUUCAUAGCUAUCUUCGUUGCUGUUACUUUUUUCUUGGCCUUUAAUCCUUCACCAGAUCCUUCUUCUCCAUGGUUUUCCAGUAUCUUCACUAGUACAAGCAUCAGUACAAGUAUUAAAGCAAAUGGUACUACAACAACUUCUUCAUCAUCUUCUUCUGGUGCUUAUGGGUCUGCUGGAUCUCAAUUCUCUUCCAUUUAUUCUUACUUUUUUCCUUCAAAUUCUUCGGAAGCAUUACAAAAUUCCACAGUUUCUUCACCCAGUUCAAAUGCCACUGAUUCCAGAUCUCCAACUAUGAAUCUCGAAACGCCCAAUGUGAUUAAAGAUCCUCCAAUUGUUCAAAAUCAAACUAAAAGUAAUGACUCGAACCAGACCAUGAUCGGGUCUCCAUUAUCUCAACCAGUGUUGAAUCAGACCGCAAUCGGGUCUCCACCACCGCAACCAUAUUCGGACCAGAUCGCAACUGGAUCUAAAUCAUCCCCUCAACACGGAUCAAACAAGACCACGAUUGUGAAUUUACCAUCUCAACCAGUAACGAACCAGACGACUAAAACAGUGUCGAAUUCAGCUUCAGAAUCGCAGAAUUCAAUAACGAAUAAUGCCACUGAAAAUAGGAUGAAAGCAAGUCCAAACUCCGAGAAAUCAUUACCGACAUCUUGGGGAAAUGGUGCUGGAAGUGGUCCUGGUCAAAGGAUUGAAGAUAAAAUCACCACCAAAAAUGUUACUUCUUUAGGAAAGAAACAAGGGUUUGAUGAUUUGGUGAAGAAUUUAGUCAACUGUAACCUAUUUGAUGGAGAUUGGGUAAGAGACGACUCAUAUCCAUUGUAUAAACCCGGUUCUUGUUCGUUGAUUGAUGAACAAUUCAAUUGUUUCUCCAAUGGUAGGCCUGAUUUAGGGUUUCAAAACUACAAAUGGAAGCCCAACGGUUGUAGUUUACCAAGGUUGGAUGGAAGCAAAAUGUUGAAAUUAUUGAAAGGAAAGAGAUUGGUUUUUGUAGGGGAUUCUCUAAACAGAAAUAUGUGGGAAUCAUUAGUUUGCAUCCUUCGAAACUCCCUUAAAGAUCAAACCAAGGUUUAUGAAGCUUCAGGAAGACAUCAUUUCAGAUCAGAAGCUUCUUAUUCUUUCGUAUUCAAGGAUUAUGAUUGCACAGUGGAGUUCUUUGUGGCACCAUUCUUGGUUCAAGAAUGGGAAAUCAAAGACAAAAAUGGAACACAAAAAGAGACCCUCCGGCUCGAUUUGAUCAGUAGCUCCGCCGAUCAGUACAAAACCGCCGACGUGGUUGUCUUCAACACCGGCCAUUGGUGGACUCACGACAAGACUUCCAAAGGGGAAGAUUAUUAUCAAGAAGGUAACCAUGUCUAUAAGGAACUUAACGUUCUAGAGGCGUUUCGUAAAGCGAUGACAACAUGGGGAAAUUGGGUCGAUGCUAAUAUGAACCCUAAAAAAACUUCGGUUUUCUUCAGAGGUUAUUCUGCUUCCCAUUUUAGCGGAGGGCAGUGGAAUUCCGGCGGAGCUUGCGACCAUGAGUCGGAGCCGAUCAAGAACACCACUUACCUAACGCCGUAUCCCGACAAGAUGAUAGUCCUGGAGAAGGUUUUUAAAGGGAUGAAAAACAGAGUGUCGUAUCUGAACAUAACAAGAUUAACGGAUUUCCGGAAAGAUGGCCACCCGUCGGUUUACCGGAAAAAACAUUAUACGGCGGAGGAGAUUAAGUCGCCGCUGCAUUAUCAAGAUUGCAGUCAUUGGUGUUUACCUGGUGUUCCUGAUGCUUGGAAUGAAAUCCUUUAUGCUCAACUUUUGGUCAAACAAUACCAAAAUCAACAGCAAAAGCUGUAAAAGUAAAUGUGAAUUACACUUUUUUUUCCUUUUUUUAUAGAAUAUGGAACAUAAACCUUUUUCUUAUAGUCUUUAUUUUGAAGAUUACUGUUUAUAUGUGUAGAGAAGAAAGCUUUGGUGAUUAUAAAUUAAUAGAUGUUUUUUUU